AUGAACUCUUUUCUUUCCGGAAUAGGAUACAUUGUUAAUGCCCUUGAACAUCGUCUUGGUAUGGAUUUAAAUGGUGAUGGAUACAUUGGUGGACAAGGCUAUUUAGCUAUGAUGGAACGCAUGAUGGGCCUAGAUAUUAAUGGUGAUGGUUAUCUUGGUCGUCGACCAGAUGUUGUCCCAGGUUAUCCUGCAGUAUUCGGUUAUCCUUCAAUGGUAUAUAAUCGACAUGGUCAGAUUUAUCCUACAAAUAGCUAUGUCGCCUCUAAUCAUGGUCAUCGUUAUUAUUAA
Molecule: messenger RNA, 288 nt
Organism: Rotaria sp. Silwood1
Lineage: Eukaryota; Metazoa; Rotifera; Eurotatoria; Philodinida; Philodinidae
Source: the annotation of a GenBank genome assembly